Molecule: messenger RNA, 933 nt
Organism: Seminavis robusta
Lineage: Eukaryota; Bacillariophyta; Bacillariophyceae; Naviculales; Naviculaceae
Source: the annotation of a GenBank genome assembly
CAUCAACCAUGGCGUUGCAACAACCUACAUGUAUUCGGUAUGCCAUCAAGUUAGGUUCGUCCACUAGCACUAACAAGAGAUGCCUCUGUACUAGACAGCUAUUACUACAUGUAGUAUCAGCCCACAAGACUAAGAAUGACAGCCACCAUCAUUUUUCGUGGUUCCAAAAGAACACCAACAAAAAGAAGAAGAAUGACAAUGGCAACGGUUGGUUGCUAGCCGGAGCCGUCUUGAUGGGUCUGGUGGUUGUGGAACAGUCUUGGCAUACCUAUAAGGACUAUGAAACCAAGACUCAAUUCCAAGCCAUAGUCAUCCAAAUGCAGCAAGAUGCCAACCGACAAGCAGGAUCCAUCAGCGCUGAAUGGAACGAUCCCGCCAUUCCUGCUCUCUUUGAAUGCACCGUCAUGGAGACGCAUCCAAGUUUGGAUGGCACCAAAAUGCUCCGUGGGGUCAAAGUGGGAGAUACAGUGGACGUUCUAGCCACGGGAGUGGGACCGGAUCAGGCGUACUCACUCUGUAGACUGGUAUGUACACACCAACCGGCAUCGGAUGCAGCAGCAAAUGAAGACGGAAAGACGGUACCAUUGGUAAAUGUAGGAUGGUAUCCAAAGUUCUUUUUGAAGGAACUAUAGCUGCUGCACGUAAUACUACGGUACCACAGGCUUCAUCCAGUUAUCAAACGAAUCUACAGUACUGUAGUAGUACCUCCACCAGUAGACUGCCAACUGAUGCCCUGCAUUGCAUUGCUCACGGCUUGGCGCUGUUGCCAAAUCCCACCAAAGCUACCAAGGAAACGGCAUUUGGAACUAGCUAGAUUAAGUUAUUGCACAGUUUGUGCCUGGCUGGCUGGGCUCGCACCUCGUACCGGUACGGGUACCACAGUCGUCUCGUCUCGUUUACACCUGAGUCUUCACCAAAAUAAUAAUGCUUCCG